AUGGCGUUUUGGCCGUCUUUUGCUUCUUCUCCUCCGUCCGUCCGUCCCGUCCGUCCGGCAUUGUCUGCAUGCCUCGCCCCCUCAGCUCAUGGCGAUCACAUGCCCAUUGCCUGCCCUCGGCAUCACAUUGCCUUGCCAUGCCAUGCUGUCACCCGCCUAAGACGGUCGCUGGUUGUCAGCCGUAAAGCACUGACAUUUGUUCGACUUCACCCGAAAAAGGGCACGAAUGCAAAAAAUGCACAAACAAACAACACAUUGAGACACCCGAGGAGGGAUUCGCUCCGGUCCAUGUUCGAGACUGGGGCAUCGCGAAUCGCGAAUCCACAGCCUCUGACUCAUCUGAUCUGCCACGAAGUGGUACGGGUAUGGGUCCCAACGGGACGAGGUGCGGCUGAGGCGCCGGCCCGAGUCACAAACUGCCGUUUACGCUGGAGGCGGCAGACGUUGCGGAAAAGAGGGUCAGGCCGAACAACUUGA
Protopolystoma xenopodis is the source of this 477-nucleotide messenger RNA. NCBI's taxonomy places the organism in Eukaryota, Metazoa, Platyhelminthes, Monogenea, Polystomatidea, Polystomatidae. The record is from the annotation of a GenBank genome assembly.